UCGCUAGCAACACUGCUGUCAUUCCGCAGAGCGAAGAUUUGUACAACAUAAACAAUAGGGAAAUUGUGCAGCAACUAUCGAGAACCGGCUUUCGUAAUUGUUGUGCCAUAGUAUGGAAAAAUUGGAAAAUCCCGGCAAAGAUGCCGAAAUGGAUACGGCUGCUCUCAAAAAGGGUCGUCAUCGUAGCCGACACAAAUUCAAUUCCAUCCGCACGCAGAUGGAAUUUUACUUCUCCGAUGCUAACCUAACCAAAAGCCGGUACAUGGCACAGCUAUUGCAGAACGGACCGUUCAUUCCUCUAGAGGAGUUUUUAAAGUUCAACAAAAUCAAAGCGUUGACCUCAAGUGUGGAAGAGAUUGGAAAUGCGCUGACCAACUCCACCCUGCUCGAACUUUCCGAAGAUAAUACGAAGGUGCGUCGCAUGACGGAGCUGGUGGUUAAGGAAAAUUGUGACGAAUGUACGAUUUAUGUGGAACGGUUACCACCGAAAGCAAACCACGAAUGGGUGAAGAAUGUGUUUUCGAGCUACGGCAAGGUGUCGUACGUGUCGUUGCCAACAUUUAAACAUUCGGGCAAAAUCAAAGAGUUUGGAUUCGUGGAGUUUGAUGAGGAAGCAAGUGUGCAGAAGGUACUGAAAGCGUUUCAAACAUUCGGCGGUGUGCUGGCAUUUGAAACAACGGAUCCAGCAAAAAUGGCUAGCAUCAAAACGUACGAGCAGGGCAAGCUAGAAAUGCCGCACGAGGAUGGUUCAGAGGUGAAAGAAUCUGGUAAAAAUAAUUCACCGGAAGAAGAUUCUUCUACACUGCUGGGUGGAGCAUUGCAAUCGUCUACAGUUCCUGGAGUUGUCACGGAUAAAAAAGAGGACGAAGAUUGCGACGAACCACCGGCAAAGAGACACAGGAUCGAACCGACAAGCGACGACGAGGACGACGAUACUCAGGACGAACAGCAGUCAGCCCGGGAAGCGAAUGGGAAAAAGCUUGACCGCACAAGCGACGACGAGUUCCACACAGAUCAUGACGAUCGUGCUGGUGAGGAGGAUAAUAAGGAUGGGACGGAAGCGGCAAAGGAUAUAGAGCAUGGAAAUGGCCAAGAUAUGCAACUGGAAGCAGGAGGCAAGAAAAAAUGUCGCCAAAGGAAGGGUUGCAGUAUCAUCAAGAAGGAGCUACAGCUGGACGAUAAAGUGUACGAGCUUAAAAUAAUGACCAAGAAAGAAUGGCGCCGUUUAAGGAACAAGUAUUUGAAUUUGCAGAAGCAAGAAGCAAAAAAUUUGAAGCGUCUGUUCCAGCAAACGAACAAACAUCAUAAAAGGGGCCACCCGAAAGCAACCACUUCGAACCCGGGCAGUGGAAUUGCGAUUAAAUCGAUUAAAUCAUCACCACGGGUUAACUUUUACGGUGCGAUGCCAGUUGAUGAGGAACAGGGCGAGAUGGAUGGGACAAAUGCACUCCAACCGGAAGUUCCCGAGGAAAGUGUGGCGAUAGCGAAGCGACCAUUAUUUUCCUUCGAACCUGGGCUGAUCGUAAGCAUCAAGUUUCGGGAGCCGUGUGUCGAUGUGAAGGAUUUCCGCACAGAGCUGCGGCAACAUCCGUACGUGAAGUAUAUCGACCUGAAGGAGGGAUCUUUUGAGGCAUUCGUACGCGUCGACAAGCCAGCAUCGGCUAAUGCGUUGGUGAGGGAGUACAAUUCAGCGGAAUAUGGCGCACACAUACUGAGCGGUGAACAGGAACAGCAGUACUGGGACAAAAUGAUGCGCGAUCGGGAGGAUAAGCUGAACAUGCGUGUCAAAAAGGAGAGGAUUCGAGGCCGUACGAAGUUAAUUCGUAAGAUAAAUAAUCACGUUAAGUUUGACGACGAUGAUGAUUGAAAUUGUGCCGGCGAGUAUGUUAUGUGAACCGAACUGAGCACUUGAAAAUAAAGUGAAAUUAAUGGAAA
Anopheles funestus (African malaria mosquito) is the source of this 1935-nucleotide messenger RNA. RefSeq names its product la-related protein 7 (gene Larp7). Gene Ontology annotation, cellular component: nucleus. Gene Ontology annotation, biological process: RNA processing. The record is from RefSeq and is a predicted model, not a curated record. The coding region runs from base 113 to 1867 and encodes 584 amino acids. Lineage: Eukaryota; Metazoa; Arthropoda; Insecta; Diptera; Culicidae. Gene Ontology annotation, molecular function: mRNA binding. The transcript is spliced from 3 exons.